Molecule: messenger RNA, 1271 nt
Organism: Cucurbita moschata (crookneck pumpkin)
Lineage: Eukaryota; Viridiplantae; Streptophyta; Magnoliopsida; Cucurbitales; Cucurbitaceae
Exons: 1
Coding region: 135-827 (230 amino acids)
Source: RefSeq, a predicted model, not a curated record
CAUAAUAUCCACUUUUCCUCACCAAAACACACACAAACACAUUCACCUUCUUCUUCCUCCAUAGACAAAAACAGAGCACAGCUUCAAUAAAACAGAGCAUCUUCAAUCUUUCCAACCCAGAAAUCGAUCAAAACAUGGAUCAAAUCCAAAAGGCAGCCAUGGAAGAGCAGAAGAACAACAAGAACAUGAACAUGAACAAGAACAAGAACACUGAUCAAACACUAAAAAAGGUAACAAAAUUGUUGUUUUCUCUGUCUCUGUUUUCCUUCCUCUUCGCUCUUCCAAUACCCACCUGGCUCCCUUUCCACCUCUUCCAUAAUUCCCCAAAUUCCCGCUUCCAUUUCCUCAACCAACCAAUCGACAAGAACUCCAUGUUCCUCCUCUGCAACGCCCUCCUCGUAUUCCUCGCAAAUUACUCUGGUCUCUUCAAAUCCCUCUCCUCUUCCUCAAGGAGCUUCGACCCCUGUUCCAGACUCUACGAUUUCGGGCCUCUGUCGGAGCCAAUUACGACGGAGCUGGUUCAGAAACCGCCGCUGAUUCCGACAGAAACCGCCGCCGAUGAAAAGAACGAUGACCCAGAUGAAAGAAUCGUUUCAGCUCCAGAAAAUGGCGAAGAAGACGAGAGCUAUGGAUUAGCGGCGAGGUUUUUUGCGGCUGAAACAGGGGAAGUUGAGGAUACGGCGGCGGCGACGGAGGAGGAGGAAGAAGAAGGGAACGGCGGCGUGCUGAGUGAUGAAGAAUUGAAGAGAAAGUUUGAUGAAUUCAUUAAGAGAAUGAAGGAAGAAAUCGUUCUAGACGAUGCUACAAGAACCCUUGUGGUGGUUUGAUUAGUAAUUAAUUUUGGGCUAAAUUACUUUUAAAAAAAAAAACUCAAAAAAAUAUUUUUAUUCUUUUCAAAAUUGGAAUAUUGCCCUUGACCUCUCGUGAAUGUUUCGAAACCGCUUCAGGAGUAGAAAUUUCUUAAAAUUUUGAAUGAAAAUCGAGACUUGGAAUGGGUGUAGCUGUAACUUGAAUAGGUGGGAUGAUGUUCGGGUUAUAAUUUACGUUCCUAGUUAAAUGCUACACUGUUCCAAGUCAUGAUUGAAGCGAUUAAGAAGGUUAAAGGGUAAUAUUGUAAUUUUCAAAAUAAUAAGAAUAUUUGUUUAAACAAAUGACGAUGUUUAGGGGUAUUUUGGUAAUUUAGCCUUAAUUUUAUUAAAACUAUAAGGUUAAAUAUAUGAUGAUAUAUGAUGCCUAAAAAAAGGCUUGUAAUGUAUAUUUUUAUUUCCUUA